UAUUAGCUGUGUACAUGCCAAGUUCAAUCAGGGUCACUCAUGGAAACGACUCAAGGUCAACCAACUUCGCGUGCAUCUACUCACGUAGACGGUCCGAGCUGUCGAGUGACCUCGCUGUCUGUCUAUCUCGGUCAUUUAUCAGCGCCAGCUUGAAAUUUGGAAUCCUGACAUAGUUCCCCCUCUCAGGCUCGCCGCCAAUUCCUUGCGCGAAGUAGACUUAGUGUUCACUGUUCGCAGUGACCUUCCCGCUGUUAUUCUGCAAUUCAAAUUGUAUUAUCGGCGGACUUUGACUUGCUCGUGUAUAGUAUCAUGCCUGUCCAGCCAGGAGAAUAUGUUUCAUCCAGCACUACUCGCCCUGUCGAGCUUCAGUGCAGUAUAUCACAGGAUGGCACGCGUCGCAGACCAGCUGCAGCUGCCAAACCACUCCCCCCUCCUCAGCUCAACACCAUUCCGCAAAAGGCCGAAUCACGGGUAAUUCGUGACGGCCCUUGGCCUGCCGCUGCAAAGCUGAACCGAGUAUUUUCUAUCCCUCGAUUGGGUACGACUGCCAACAAGUCCAGGGAAUUUAUUCCAGUGAUCCCUACUCAAUGCGAUGGCAUUGUUAGCAGUCGCAGUAAACGAUUGGUUCGACAUCCCUCGCGACGUUUAUCAUCAAUGUCAGCUUCCGCUCAGACAUCCUCCUCGCAGCAUGCCACCCCCUUCACUAGUGCACUGCCUCGACCACCUUCGAUGUGCGUUACAGAUAUGGCACUAAAGAAGCCCACAAAUAAAACAUCCUUUUCACCCGUAAUCUCUGUUGGAGAUGAAACGGAUGAGGAAAGCGAUGAUCCAACUGCACAUUAUCGGAAAAUAAGGCAAUUGCAGAUGGCCAGGUUGGCUAAACUGACUCGUCACUUGGGCGAGGAGAUUCCGCCGGAGUUGAUUUUAUCCUCCACUCUUCCAACAGAUAUAGCUGAGUCUAGGAGUCUGGCAGGAAGCCUUUCAACAAAUCUAAGUAAGGCCCACCAGAGACGGCAGAGUUUGGACUCCACAACAGACUCCCAAUCAGCACCAGUACUUCCAAGCUCGUACAAGCCAAGGAAGAGUAGGUCACUGCGUGAUGCAGAAGGGGUUUUGCGACUGCAAACCCACGGCGAGCAUGCCGUCAAUGUCAUAGACGGGAAGCUCCCGUAUGCUUUGCACCCUCCACAGACAGAGGCAGAUUUCCUCAAACAUUCUCAACCUUGUAUCGCGGCCUCUCUAUACGGACCCGAUGAUGUUGAUCACUCGCUGAUAUCAACUCCAGAGGCUACCUAUGGUUCUCAGAAUCCUCCACCUCCUACAUUGUUGCCCACCUCAACACCUGAACGAUCGCAGUUUCACGGGAACCCGGUCACGGCCAAGUUGGCCCUUGACAACAUCUCGAAUAUGGACCACGGAAAAGAAAAACUAGACGGGUGUCUUGGCGUCGACAUCAACCCCGAGCCAAUGUCUCUGAUAAAUAGGUCACUCCAUCCAACCGGCGUAACAGUUGGCAUCCGUCCCUCCCUAGCACAGAUUCCCUCAUACUCUGAGCUCGAAGUCGAAGUGCAAAUCAGUAAAAGGACUCGCUUCUGGAGGAUGAAAGUCGGGAAGGAUGCGGUGCAGAACGUUAAUUCUGACGAUAUUGCGAAGCAACUGAGGGAGAUGAAAGCUUCUGCAUGACAACAACACUUGACGUGGAGCUCUUAAAAUUGCCAAUAGUUUGUGCUUUCUAGUUUACAAUAUUCGCCUGCAAUCACGCAUUAUUCCUUGGAUUGUGGGAUGACUUGUAUAAUAAUUUCAUGCGGUCCUUCAGAAACUUGGUCGAGCGUAGUGGAUGGCGGCCAGAUCAAGUCCUCCACCUUGC
Suillus subalutaceus is the source of this 1867-nucleotide messenger RNA. RefSeq lists its product as uncharacterized. NCBI's taxonomy places the organism in Eukaryota, Fungi, Basidiomycota, Agaricomycetes, Boletales, Suillaceae. Bases 310 to 1683 code for a protein of 457 amino acids. The transcript is spliced from 3 exons. The record is from RefSeq and is a predicted model, not a curated record.